This is a messenger RNA of Macrosiphum euphorbiae (potato aphid), 303 nucleotides long. The record is from the annotation of a GenBank genome assembly. Lineage: Eukaryota; Metazoa; Arthropoda; Insecta; Hemiptera; Aphididae.
AUGGAAAUCAUUAAAAGUGAAAAAGGUCGAGAUCUUCUAUGCUAUAACGGAUAUUUAUAUAGAUUUGACAAAAACAGUAGUUGGCGAUGUAUCGAAUGCAAUACGAAAAAAUGUCGUGGUCGUAUUAAUUUGAAGGAUGGUCAAAUUAUUCAUGAAAGUGAAAAAGAGCACAACCAUACACCUGAUAUUGCAAAAAUUGAAGCCAGAAAAGCAAUGCAAUUUUUAAAAACAAUAGCAAAACAUACUGAACUUAGUACUCAAGCAGUUUUAGGUGCAGUAUCUUUACAGGUAAAUAUAAUAUAA